Molecule: messenger RNA, 23966 nt
Organism: Caenorhabditis angaria
Lineage: Eukaryota; Metazoa; Nematoda; Chromadorea; Rhabditida; Rhabditidae
Source: the annotation of a GenBank genome assembly
AUGUUAGACCGAAACGAAGAAGAAAAUCUGAAAAUGGCUGAAAAUCCAGAAUUUCACGAGGAGGAUGAGAUUUGGUGGCGACAUCCGCUGGCACAUUGGUUACGGUAGGUUUUUUUGGCUGGAAAAUUUGGACAAUUUUGAUACCAAAUAUGACUAGGGUUACUGUAGAUCAAAGUUUUGGGCGAAAAUUCCACGUUUUUUGACUCCAAUUAUGACUAGGGCUACUGUAGCUCUGGGUUACUGUAGGCUCCAAAUUUUAAGAUUUGAACAAUUUCAUUUUUCAAUUUUUUGGUCAAAAUUUGUCUAGGCUACUGUAGCUCAGGAUUACUGUAGUCUUCAGAGUGUCAAGAUGAUCUACAGUAGUCCUAGAGUACUGUAGUUAUAAUAAAUUGUAGGAUUUUUCUAGAUUUGAACAUUUUGAAGGGGGUACUGUAGUCCGAGAGUACUGUAGGUAGAAUAUCUUCCAGAUUUUUUGUAUCUGAAAAUUUGACUAGGAUUACUGUAGGUUACUGUAGCCCUCUAAAAAAAAUUAAAAAAAGAAAUUCCAAACGUGACCCAAUUUUUGCCGCGUUGCAAAAAAAAAUUCGAGCUUGCAAAAAUCCUCAGUUUUAAAAUUUUGCAAAUUUAAAAAUGGUGAGCAUUUUUAGCGGCAGUUUUUGGGUUACUGUAGAUCAAAAUUUUGUUCUACAGUACCUACCUAAGCCUAACCUUAUUUGGUGUCAAAAAACUGGCAUUUUUCGCGCCGAAAUUUUCAAAAUUCAAAUUUUUGCAGAGAUUGUGCGUGUGGCGAUCCACCUCUGAUCCACGAAUCCGAAUGGCGUCAAAUUUCGCGCCAAAAAUCCGAUCUACCUGUGCAGUUUCGAGAGAUUUUUGAUGGAUUUUUGAUGAUGAGCGUACUACGGUAUAUGUGAGUUGGUUUCUCGCGUCUCUAACUCGUCAAGCUUCUCUGCACUCUCCCAAAAAGCGCAUACUCUCUAGCUUGCGCCAAGCGCCCCGGAAUCUUCCGCGUAAGCGGCUCGAGCGGAGCGAGUGUAUUUCCCUCUGCGUCUCUAGCCGUUUAGCUGCUCUGCGUCUCUGAUUCUACAGUGUUCUCUAGCCGUCUAUCAUCUCUAACAGCUCUGCAAUUCCUCUGCGUCUCUAACCCUCUAGCUUUAAUUUUCCAUAGCGGGAAAUUUUGAAAAUUCAAAUUUUGUAGAUCAAAUUUACGUGGCGCAAAAUUUUAGAAUUCAAAUUUUUGUUCAAUUUUUCAAGCCGCGAAAUUUGAAAAUUUAAAUUAUUUCUGUAGAUUUUUUUGAGCGCGAAAUUUGAAAAUUCAAAUUUUUUGUAGAUCAAUUUUCCAUGGCGGGAAAUUCAAAAAUUCAAAUUUCCCGCUCAAAUUUUUACCUAUGUUCUCUAGAUCUCUAGUUUCUCUGCGUCUCUGAUUCUACAGUGUUCUCUAGUUGUCUGGUAUCUCUAACAUCAGUGUAAUCCCUCUGCGUCUCUAGCUUCUCUGCACUCUCUCUCAUUUCCCCAUACUCUCUAGCUUGCGCGAAGCUCUCCGGAAUCUUCCGCGUAAGCGGUUCGAGCGGAGCGAGUGUAUUUCCCUCUGCGUCUCCAACCCUCUAGCAUCUCUGCGUCUCUGACCUAGGCUUAUUUGGGCUCAAAAAAUUCCAAAUUUUUUCCUCUUCAGAGAUCCCACAACUCCUCGAGCUCCAAAUUCGAUCGCAAAUUCGAAUUCGGACCCGGAUUUUCUCCAGUGCCACCAAAAUUAUUCUGUUCUCAAACAGAAGCAACUUCGAACACUAUUUGAUUCUAUGGCCAGAUUCUACAAACAACGCCUACAACAAUUGAUUGUUGGAAUUUCGACGCCGAAUUUGGCGAUUUUGGCGAGGAAUCAGGAUUUUGGUGAGUGUUUUGGGUGGGAAAUUUGAAAAAUUGGUGAAAUUUGACCCCGGGAGAGUUUUUUCCCGCGAAAAAUUGAUUAAAAUUGGCCUAGAGCUUAUUUGGUGUCAAAAAAGUCCGAAUUUCCGCGCCAAAAAUAUGGGUUACUGUAUUUUCCAAUAUUCUCACUGACCCUGAGAAAAACCUGAAUUUCUUGUCAUCCAAAAAAUAUUUUCUCAUCAUUUUUUAAUUAUUCCGUUAACCGUUUUACGACACCGAAAUUAAUGGGUUCUAAACACGACAUUUCGAAUUUCAUAUAAUAAUUUUCCUAUUUUUAUAUAUUUUCUUCAUGAGAACGAGAUUUUAUGUGAAUUUUCUGCCUUUUUUCUCUCCAAACAUCAGUUUCCGGUCAUUUUCAAGCCACGGGACCUUGAAAAUCGUGUUCUACGUGAAAAAUUAGGCUAGAAACAUGUUUCCAAAUCUUUCUAGCUCAUUUUCCUCAAAAUACGCCUAGGAGAUGGCUCAGCUGGUUAGAGGUUUGAAUGUGGAGUUAAGGGUCAGGGGUUCGAUUCCCAGUGGGAGCGAAAAUUUUUAUUUUUUCACUUCGGAGUGUCAAAACACUUCUAAAUUAUUUUUCAAAAAACUUCCGCGCCCACCAGGAAUCGAACCCCCGACCCUUAACUCCAUAUUCAAACCUCUAACCGGCUGAGCCACCUCCUGGCCGUAUUUUGCGAAAAAUGAGCUGGAAAGAUUCUGAAACAUGUUUCUAGCCUCAUUUUUCACGUAGAUCACGAUUUUCAAGGUCCCGGAGCUUGAAAAUGACGGGAAAAUUGUUUUUGGACAGAAAAAUGAUGAUUUCCAAGCUAAUUCCUUAUGUAAAUUGAUCCAUAAGCCAAAAAAACAUGGCAAAACCAACUGUUUUUCUCUGCGCUCUCUCAUUUUCCCAUAAUCUCUAGUGUCUCACUGAAUUACUAAUUAUUUGUUAUAUUAUGCGUAAAAAGGUCAGGUGUUCCCUUUUUUCCACUUUUAGUCAUCCAUGCAUACCUUUUUUUUUCUUUUUCUCCUAUUUACUUGUAGAUUUUUAUCUAUAUCUUCUUUAUUAUUGUUGUUUUGUUGUUUUGACACCUUUUAUGACUAUUUUUGGCCUGGAAAUUGGGCCUUUUUAGGCCUAGAAAAGCCUAGUUUUCAGGCCUGGGAAUUGGGCAUUUUUGGAGCCUAAAUAAGCCUGAAAAUCAAGCUUAAAUUAAGGGGCCUUUCCGAGCCCUGAAAAGCCUGGUUUUCGGCCUGAAAUUGGGCCUUUUUAAGCCUAUUUUCUAGUCUUCUAAACAAAAACCCCUCAAAAUUCGGUAAUUUUAUCCAUUUGACCCGAAACUUUUGAAAUUUGAUCCAUUUUUGCGGACAUUGUUGAUAAAUGGAUCAUUUAUUUGAUUUUAGCUCAAAUUUUCUGCAUUUUUGACUGAAAAUUGCAGAUUUUCAGCCAAAAAAACUUCAAAACCAGUUUAAGUGAAAUCCAAUUUAUUUGAAAGUUUGAAAACUUUCAGUUUCCAAAUUGGAACUUUUUUUUUGUCUCAAUUUUCAGGCUUAAAAACUAGGUUCAUUUAGCCUCAAAAAGGCCCGGAUUUCAGGCCCAUUCAGGCCUAAAUCUAGGCUUUUCUAGGCCGAAUUCUAUGCCAUAUUUACUCUCAAAAUGUUCCUGUUUUUGUUCUGACCUUGAAAAUGUUUGUUUAUCCGAAAAAUCCCCCCGGAAAAAUGUUUAUUAUAACUUGAUAAUAAUAAUUAUUAUUCGAUUUUUAUUUUUGUUUUGACCCCGAAAUAUUUUCGUUGUGUAGUUCUUUUGGAGAAUUUUCCACAGGGAAUUUUCAAAAAAAAAAUUAUGCUAAUUUUGGUGUGAAAAAUGAGAAGGAACAUUUAUCUUGUUCCCCUUUCCCUUUUGGCGCCAAAAAAUUAUUGAUUUUUGUAAAUUUCUCAUUUUCUAGUCGUUUUCAAACCCCAGGACCUUCAAAAUCGUGAUCUACGUGGAAAAUUAGGCCGGAAACAUGUUUCCACAUCUUUCUAGCUCAUUUUCCUCAAAUUACGCCUAGGAAAUGGCUCAGCUGGUUAGAGAUAUGAUUAUCGAGUGCAGGGUCAGGAGUUCGAACCCGGGUCAGAGCAAAUUUUUUGUUUUUUGUCUCUAACUUCUACAGUAGCUAUGGUAAAACCUAUCCAUCAUGUUUUUGCACAUAAGUACUGUACUUGAGUGGCCCAAGUAGAUCAAAUGUAUGUUUAUUUAUUUUUACAUAGAAAUUCUAAUGGUCCCUUCCACCCCAUUAACUUAAUGGACCACUUCCUUUUUUCUGAGAGCAUUUUUCGAAGAGAAAUUGGAUUAAUUCCAUAUGUUUUGGAAUUUUGUGCUGUUUUCCUGGCCAAAAAUUGGUGUUUUUGGCCAAUUUUGCACCAUUUCUUAUCAAAUUCCCAACAAUGUCCAAUAAUUGGAUUAUUCUAUCGUGUUGUUUGUUUUUCUUAUCAUAACACACAUUUGUUUUGGCCAGUUUUGUUGUUUUUCGUUAUUUAUGGGGUCAAAAACGCCGUUUUGCACUAUUUUUAUGCAAAAAUGUUGUAAAAAUGAUGAAUUUUCAGUCAAAAACACUCCAAGAAAAGAAUUAAAAAAUUUCCGCUCCCACCCGGAAUCGAACCCCUGACCCUUAACUCCAUAUUCAAACCUCUAACCCUCUGAGCCAUCUCCCGGGCGUAUUUUGAGGAAAAUGAGCUAGAAAGAUUCUGAAACAUGUUUCCAGCCUAAUUUUCCACGUAGAUCAAGAUUUUCAAGGUCCCAGGGCUUGAAAAUGAGCAGAAAAUGAUUUUUCGGCUCAAAAAGAGUCGGAAACUUGUGUUUUGUGUGCAAAAAGUAUUAGAAAUUGUUGUAUUUUCUCACCUUUUUCUUUCUAUUCAUAUAAAUAAAUAAAUUUAUAUUCAUAUGCAUAUAACAAGCAUAAAAUACAAUAAGAUGACAAUAUUUGCCUAACCAUUCACAUUUUCUUCCUUCUGACGAGCACAAAUUUUUGAUAUUUGCAUACGCUUCCUCUUAUUUUUUUUUGGACUUCUUCCAAUUUUUUUUGGACAUGCCGGCACUUUUUUUUGAUCUACACAAAUUUUUUUGUUUGAUUUUGGAUUAGUCAGAGGUUUGCUAGGCUUGUUAGACGCUUUUUUGGGGGUUUUUUUGGAAUUUAGGCUAAAUUUUGAACCUGAGAGCUCUUUUAGACCAAAAAAUGCACAAAAAUUCGAAUUUUUGGCUCCGUGACCUUGAAAAUUGAAAUUCAGGUUGAAAUUUAGAGCUGGGUAGCUGAAUUUUUAAUUUUCUGAGGAAAAAAUGGUCUAGAAAUCGAAUUUUUGAGUCCGGGACCUUGAAAAUUGGAAUUUAGGCUAAAUUUUGAGCUGGGUACCUGAAUUUGAAUAUUUUCAUGGAAAGUUAUGCCUGGGAGCUUAUUUAGACCUAAAAAAGGCUCAAAAAUUUGAAUUUUUGGCUCCGGGACCUCGAAAAUUGGAAUUUAUUCUGAAUUUUGAGCUGGGUACCGGAAUUUGAGUAUUUUUUAUGGGAAAUUGAGCCUGGGAGCUUAUUUAGACCUAAAAAAGGCUCAAAAAUUUGAAUUUUUGGCUCCGGGACCUCGAAAAUUGGAAUUUAUUCUGAAUUUUGAGCUGGGUACCGGAAUUUGAGUAUUUUUUAUGGGAAAUUGAGCCUGGGAGCUUAUUUAGACCUAAAAAUGGCCUAGAAAUCGAUUUUUUUGGUCCGGGACCUUGAAAAUUGGAAUUUAGGCUAAAUUUGAGAUCGGAAAAAGCCCUUCCUAUUUUUUCUUCACUUUCUUAACUAUUUUUUCUGACUUUUCAUUUAAUUUUCAUUUUCCCAUUCAAUUUCAAAACGAAAUUGAAAUUUGUGGAAAUUGAAUAAAUAAACAGUGUUUUGUGUGUUGUAAAAACGAAUUUAUUUGGUUUUUCUCACUAUUUUCCUUUAGAAUUUACUUUGGGUGUGGUUUUUAAGGACAUUUUUUUGAUUCUAUGCAAUUUUAACUGAAAAAAAGCGGUUGACAAAAUUUUCCGCACCGACCCGGAAUCGAACCCCUUACCCUUAACUCCAUAUUCAAACCUCUAACCAGCUGAGCCAUCUCCAAGGCGUAUUUUGAGGAAAAUGAGCUAGAAAGAUGUAGAAACAUGUUUCUAGGCUAAUUUUUCACGUAGAUCACGAUUUUAGAAGUCCCAGGGCUUAAAAAUGGCUGGAAAAUGAAAUUUUAGACCAGAAAAUGUGGUUUUUUCACAGCUAAUUGUGAUUGCUCAUAUUAAAAUAAUAAUAAUUUGUUGUUGAUGUCCUCUAUCUAGUUUUAGUGUAACUCUAGACACCCAAUUGUAAAUUCUUUGGGAGAAGGAACACCUGUUCUUUUUAUUUUUAUUCCAAAAUGUUUCUCUUCUCAAUUUUUCUCAUUAUUAUUUGAUAUUCCUGUUGAAAUUUUACACUUUUACAUUUUAAAAAUUUUAUUUUUGAGUAAAAAUUUUGAAAGUUAGGCUAACUUCAAUAUUUUCUGGGUUUUUUGCCACGAAAAUUGGGAUUUUUUGAAAGAAGUUAGGCUAAAUUUUUGAAUUUUCCGACUUUUUUGUAAAAAAAAAAUAAAUUUUCGAGAAUUUUCUCCAGAUGUUCCAAAUUUUCUCCCAAAUUUUUUUGGUACAAAUUUUUUUUUGCUGGAAUUUUUUCCAGAUGUUUUUGGACUUUCAGAUUUUUUUUUUAAUUUCAAAAGUCCACGUGGCUAUUUUUCUUUAAAAAAUUUAGAUUUUUUGAUAUUUCAAAGUCUGGAAAUCCACGUGGCAUUGAUUUUUUUGAGCUGAAAUUGUCUGAAUUUCUAGAAAUUUGAAUUUUCUUCAAAAAAUUCGGAAAAUUGAAAAUUCCUAAUUUUUUGAACUUAGGUUCGAUCUCCCGUGCCUGCGGAUUUUUUUCGAAUUUUUGGAAGCUUGCGCGAAGCGCCCCGGAAUCUUCCGCGCAGCGGCUCGAGCGGAGCGAGUGUAAGCCACUCUGCGUCUCUAACCCUCUAGCUUCGAGUCUAGGGCCUAGAUUUCCAGGCCUGGAAAUCUAGGCCCCCUGUAUUUUUCCCACGCAUAUCACUUACCUCUCCGUUUUUUUCCGCGCGCCACUCACACUUUUUUUUCCUGAGCGCCGUGAUAUUAUGCAAAUAUUGACUUAUUUGAUUAACAAAACAUUUUUUCUGGAGAGAAAAUGCGCGAAAAUCCAGAAAAACCACUUUUUCAUGAUCAGAAAUUUUUUUUGAUGAUCAGGCAGAAUUUUUUGAUUUCGGUUUACUUACUUUUUUGAUUUGGACAGUUUUUGGCGCCAAAAAUCUACAGUAAUCUGGAGGUUUUUGGCCCGAAAUUCUCAGAAUUUUGCUAAUUUCCUAGCUCAGGUUCGAUCCCCAGUGCCUGCAGAAUUUUUUAACAUUUUUUUUUUGAAAUUUUUUUUGACCACACCCAAAAAACUACUAUUUUCUUUCUUUCCAAAAAAAAAUUUCCAUAUUUUUUUUUUUUUUUUUGCAAAAAAUAUAGUAUUGUUGUAUUAUUUUCGUACUUUUUUCCCACGAAAACCGGAUUUUUACGCUCGAAUUUCGGAAAUUUUCAAGAUUUUCGGAAAGUUUUCCCAUGGCUCUUGAGCCAAGAGCACAUUUUAGGAACUUUUUUCCCAGGGAAAAUUUGAAUUUUUGGUCAUUUUUUAUUGAAAAUUUUGAAUUUUUGGUCAUUUUUCACCUUAAAACCCGAAUUUUUGGUCAUUUUUUAACAAAAAACUUGAAUUUUUGGUGAUUUUUCAUUAAAAUUUGUGAAUUUUUAGUCAUUUUUUAUCAAAAAACUUGAAUUUUUGGUCAUUUUUCACCUUAAAACCCGAAAUUUUGCAGUUUCCGAUGAAUCAAUCGAGGAAAUCAAUAAAUUAAUUCUAUUAUUGCUUGGUUGUGCUAUUCAAAGUGACAAGAAACGUGAAUUUAUUGAUCGAAUUCAGAAAUUCGAUCCCAGCAUACAAAUUGGACUUGCCAACUAUAUACAACAGGUUGGUUACUGUAGUUUUUGAAUUCGCCGCGAAAUUUGGAGCAUUUUGAGCCCAAACAUGAUUACUGUAGGUCGAGUACUGUAGUUUUUGAAUUCGCCGCGAAAUUUGGAGCAUUUUGAGCCCAAACAUGAUUACUGUAGGUCGAGUACUGUAGUUUUUGAAUUGGCCGCGAAAUUUGGAGCAUUUUGAGCCCAAACAUGAUUACUGUAGGUCGAGUACUGUAGUUUUUGAAUUCGCCGCGAAAUUUGGAGCAUUUUGAGCCCAAACAUGAUUACUGUAGGUCGAGUACUGUAGUUUUUGAAUUGGCCGCGAAAUUUGGAGCAUUUUGAGCCCAAACAUGAUUACUGUAGGUCGAGUACUGUAGUUUUUGAAUUCGCCGCGAAAUUUGGAGCAUUUUGAGCCCAAACAUGAUUACUGUAGGUCGAGUACUGUAAUUUUUGAAUUCGCCGCGAAAUUUGGAGCAUUUUGAGCCUAAACAUGAGUACUGUAGGUCGAGUACUGUAGUUUUUGAAUUGGCCGCGAAAUUUGGAGCAUUUUGAGCCCAAACAUGAGUACUGUAGGUUUUUUGUCAACAAAAAUCUAAAAAAAAAUUUUCGCGGGUACCGGGGAUCGAACCUGAGCUAGGGGAAUAUGGGUUUGACUCGUGGAUUUUGUAGAUUUUUCUAGUUUCAAAUGUAAUUUCCCAAAAAUUUGAUCUAAAUCAUUUUUUUUCAGAAAAAUCUACAGUAAUCCUAGAAAAUUACCUAGGUUACUGUAAUUUUCGAACAUUUUUUUUUUCAAGUUUGAAAAAAAAUUGCCAAAAAUUUGAUCUACAUAAUUUUUUUUCUGAAAAAUCUACAGUACCCCUCAGAAACUACAGUAACCCAGCUCAAUUCUCUAGCUCAGGUUCGAUCCCCGGUGCCUGCGAACAUUUUUUUUUCAAUUUAAAAUUUUGAAUUUUCGCGCGCUACAGUAACCCUGAGCAUGUCUAGACUCAAAAUGCUCCAAAUUUCGCCUCCAAAAAAUGCCACGUGGCAAAUUUUUCAAUUUCAGCUAACUCAAACCUCACAAAUCGUCGUCUCCGCCUUGGAAUCUGAUCGCCACGAAGUUUUUCGCCACCUGGAACGAGUUAUGAAGGAGCGCGAUAUGCUGGCUGAAAUUUCAGCAAUUUCAGAACAUGUGAGUGCAUUUUUCGGCUGGAAAUUUGAGAUUUUCAGCAUUUUUAACCUCAAAAUUGUGAAUUUUCACAAAUUUUCACCCAAAAUUGAUGAUUUUGACCUGAAAAUAAUUUUUUUUUCAGGAUUCUGAUGAGGCGAGCUCCACAACUACAAGUUCCUCAUUGAACGGUGAAACACAUAAGGAAUCGUUUUAUGGUAAGUCAAAAAAACAUGUUUUUCUCGUUAAGCUGGUGAAAAAUGAGCAUUUUUGAGCAAAAAUUUGGGAUUUUUGAGCUAGAAAAUUGAAUUUUUGGUUAUUUUUCAUCCAAAAAAUUUGAAAUGUUGGAGAUUUUUAACCUAAAAAUUUGAAUUUUUGGUAAUUUUUCAUCAAAAAAAUCAAAUUUUGUACCCUUUUUCACCUAAAAAUUUGAAAUGUUGGAGAUUUUUAACCUAAAAAUUUGAAUUUUUGGUAAUUUUUCAUCAAAAAAAUCAAAUUUUGUACCCUUUUUCACCUAAAAAUUUGAAUUUUUGGUAAUUUUUCACCCAAAAAUCCCCUUUUCCUUUCAGAAAAUCGCUCAACUUCGCCUAACUCCCAAAUGCGACAAUUGGUUUUGGAAUUGGCUCACGCAAAACAGGAGAUGAGAAAAUGGAUGAAUGAUGCGUGAGUUACAGUAACCCAUUUUUUUGGGCCGAAAAUUUGCGUCGUUUUGAGACCAAACAUGAUUACUGUAGGUUUUGGCGCCAAAAAUCCACUAAUUUUUUUCAAAAAAAAAAUUCCGCAAGCACCAGGGAUCGAACCUGAGCUAGGAAACUUGGGGAUUGACUUGAGAGAAAUUGGAGAAUGUUCAAGGGUUACUGUAGCUACAGUAAUCUGGAGAUUUUUGGGAGAUACUGUAGAUUUUUUCUCAAAUCUUGUGGAUCAAUUUUUUGGAAAACUUUUUUCUAGCUUGAAAUUUUUUUUUGCAAAAACUACAGUAACCUUGGCUAGGAGUACUGUAGAUUCUCAUAUUUUUUUGCAUUUUGAUCUACAGUAUUCAUUUCUUGGGGUACUGUAGUUUCAGAGCAUAAUCUUUUGAUCUACAGUAUUUUGUAACGUUUUUUGAAAAAAAAUGUUCUAAAACUACAGUAACCUAGGGUUACUGUAGAUUUUUGUGAUUACUAGAAAAUUCCGGAUCUACCGUAGUUUUUGAGUGGGGUACUGUAGAUUUCAAACAAAAAUUUUUUCCCGAAUUUUUUCGACCUACAGUAACCCAUGGCAUGUUUAUAUUCAAAAUGAAGCGAAUUUCAGCCAAAAAAAAAUGCCACGUGGCAAAUUUUCAGCCAAAAACACGAGGAAGAAUCAAAUCAAUUUGCAUCGCAACUCGAAGAAUGCAAAGAUCGACUUCAUCAAUUGGAAAAUGAGCGGCCAAAAUUGAAGGCCGAAUCGAAAAAAUGCAAACUUUUGGAGGAUUAUUUGCAGGCGGCAAAUCAGCGAAUUGAAAAAUUGCAAAAUUUGGAAAAUGUCGAAAAACGCUUGCGAGAAACUCAAGAAGAAAAGGAAUCCAUUGAGAGCAAAUAUAAGGUACGGUAGAUUUUGAGCGGGAUUUUUUGAGUCUAGACUCGAAAAUUCUGGAUUUUUUGAGCCCGAAUAAGCCUAGGCUUGAAAAUUUGGGAUUUUUUGAGUCCGGAUAAGCCUUGGACUCAAAUUUCUGGAUUUUUUUGAGCCCGAAUAAGCCUAGACUCGAAAUUUCUGGAUUUUUUGAGACUAGAUAAGCCUAGGCUUGAAAAUUUGGGAUUUUUUGAGUCCGGAUAAGCCUAGGCUUGAAAUUUCUGGAUUUUCUGAGCCCGGAUAAGCCUAGGAUCGAAAUUUGGAAUUUUUUGAGCCCGAAUAAGCAUAAGCUCAGAAUUUCUGGAUUUUUUGAGCCCGAAUAAGCCUAGGCUUGAAAUUUCUGGAUUUUUUGAGCCCGAAUAAGCCUAGGAUCGAAAUUUGGGAUUUUUUGAGCCCGAAUAAGCCUAGACUCGAAAUUUCUGGAUUUUUUGAGACUAGAUAAGCCUAGGCUUGAAAAUUUGGGAUUUUUUGAGUCCGGAUAAGCCUAGGCUUGAAAUUUCUGGAUUUUCUGAGCCCGAAUAAGCCUAGGCUUGAAAUUUUUGGAUUUUUUGAGCCCGAAUAAGCCUAGGAUCGAAAUUUGGGAUUUUUAGAGUCUAGAUAAGCCUAGGCCUAUUUUCAGGCCUAAAAAUCCUAAUUUUUCUCUGCGUCUCUCACCACUUUUUAUCUCUAACAUUAGCAAUAAAAAAACUUGAACAAUAAAUUAUCAGGGCGGAUUUUAUGGGAUUUUUUCGCGGUUUCACCUGACUAUAUAUUUUUCAGGCUGAAAAUUGCAGAUUUUAGGCUUUUCUAGGCCUAAAAAAAGCCUGAAAGGCCCUUUCCAGCCCCAAAAAAGUCCACAUUUUCAGUCGCUUUCCGAGCACUAUCGAAUUCAAGAGGAGACAAUUGAAAAUAUGGAAUUGAAUUUGAAAACGCUCAAAAAUCAGACGAAAGAUCGGAGUGAUAUGGAAAAGGAGUUCAAUCGGUCGAAAUCGACGGUCCGAGAUUUGGAGGAGGAAAUUUCGAAGGUGAGUACGGUAGAUCAGUUUUGGCGCCAAAAAAUUUGACGCGUUUUGAGACCCAAUAUGACUAGGGUUACUGUAGAUCAGUUUUGGCCCGAAAAUUCAAAAAAAAUGUUCCGCAGGCACCGGGGAUCGAACCUGAGCUAGAGAAUUUAGGGAUUGACCUGAAAUAAAAUCUGGGAAGAUGGGUUACUGUAGAUCUUGAGGAGUACUGUAGUUUUUCUGGUGGGGGGGGGGUACUGUAGAUUUUUCGCAAUCUAGAAAAAAGUGCCCAAAUUUUGAUCUACGAGAUUUUUUUGUUGUUGAAAAUCUACAGUACCCACUCAAAAACUACUACGGUAGAUUUGGAAUUUUCUAGUUUUUAAAAAAUCUACAGUAAUCCUAGGGUUACUGUAGUGCCCAGGUUACUGUAGUUUUCCCACAUAUUUUUCAAGCAAAAUUUUGAUCUACAAGAUUUUUUAUAAAAAACCUACAGUACUCCCUCAAAAAACUACGGUAGAUCAAAUUUCCCAAAUUUUUUCGGAUAUUCAAAAAAAUUUCGAAAAUCUACAGUAAUCCUAGAAAAUUUCCCAGGUUACUGUAGUUUUGAACAUAUUAUUCUUUGAAACUACAGUACCCCAAAGCUACAGUAACCCCCCUAGCUCAGGUUCGAUUUCGAUUGGUUCGAAAUUUCCAAGUCAAACCCCAAGUUCCUCCAGCUCGGGUUCGAUCCCCGGUGCGUGCGAAACAUUUUUUCAAUUUAAAAUUUUGAAUUUUAGCGCGCAAAAAAUCUACAGUAACCCUGGGCGUGUCUAGACUCAAAAUGCUCCAAAUUUUCACGUGAAAAAUGUGCCACGUGGCGAAUUUCAGCCCAAUUUUUUCCAGAAAAAUUGGCAAAUCGAAAAUCAUCUCGUUGAGCAAGUCCGGCUGGAGCAUGAGCUAAAAGAACGUGAAGAGCGAAUUGCGAUGCUCGAAUCGAGUUCGCCUAACUUUACCCCACGAUUUUCGGGCUCACUCGCGGAGCAACUAGAAGAUGUGGAAAAAGAGGAGAUUGCGAAUUUGCGCGCCGAAAAUCGAAAGUUGCGGGCUCAAACUGAGGGAGCCACGCGGAAUCCGGAAAUUUUGGCUGAAAAAUCUGAAAAUCUGAAUCAGGAGCUCCAAAAUGAGCUCAAACAAGCCCUGGAGCAAGCGAAACUCGAAAAUUCGCGGCUCAAAUUUGAGCACGAGAAAAUCGACGGAACCCUGGAUCGUGUGAGCAUUGAGCUCGAGCAAGCCACGUGUCAAAUUCAGGAGAUGAGAGAUGAGAGAGACGAGGCGGUUAGAGAUUUACAAUCAGCUCGCCGCAAGUUCGCGCAAUUUCAGAUGGAUUUUGGGGAGGAAAAGGAGGCCCGAAUCAGAUCGCUGAAUUUUGAGAUUCAGGAGAAUCUGAGAAAUAUUGAAGAACUACAGUAUGCUGUGAAGAUUGCGCAGGAAAAUUCGAGAAAAAUUCGAUUUGAAUUGGAUGAAGUUCAGGAAGAAAAAUCGGGCCUUCAAAUCCAGAUGGACUCUUUGGAACGGGCCAAAAAGGCCCAGGAAAAUCACCUAGAAGCGCUGAAAUCCAAAAAUUCUGAACUUGAAGAUCUUGCCGAAGAUCUACGCCUCAAAAUUCUGAACUCGGAGAACUUCUCAAAACGGCUCGAAGAUCGCGAAGCGCUGAUCUCACAGAUCCAGGAGAAGCUUGGAAUUCAGGAAAAUCAGCGGAAAACUGUGGAGCAACAAUUGGACUUGGAGCUCAAGAAGUCGCAGAAGCUCCGCGAGGAUUUGGUGGCGGAAAAAAGCCGCGCGGCAGAAAUUGUUGGGAAAUUGCGGAGUGUUUGCAAGGCGGUGUUGGUGAAUGGCGGGAAGAUUGAGGAGCGGGAGAUGGGCGAUGAUGAGGUGGGUUUUGGGAGUGGGAAAUUUGGAUUCCCCGUGAAAUUUGGGACCUGGAGGUGGUUUUUCUGGAGUUCUAGAGAUAGUUUUGAGCAUUUUGGGUACCCCCUGGAAGAUUUCACGACAGGGGGGUCACCUUUUUUCUUGGGAGCUGGUUUUGGGAACUGGGAGCGGGAAAUUAGGAUUCCCCGUGAAAUUUGGGGCCUGGGGGUGGUUUUCUGGAGCUCCUGAGAUAGUUUUGAGCAUUUUGGGUACCCCCUGGAAGAUUUCAACACAGGGGGGUCACCUUUUUUCUUAGGAGUGAGUUUUGGGAGGUGGGAGCGGGAAAUUAGGAUUCCCCGUAAAUUUUUGGGCCUGGGGAGGUUUUUUGGAGCUCCUGAGAUAGUUUUGAGCAUUUUUGGUUCAGAAAUACUGUAGGAGUACUGUAGAUCAACCGGGUUACUGUAGAAAAGUUCCAAAAAUCUUGUAGAUCAGAAAAUUGUAUGGGUUUUGAGGAGUACUGUAGAUUACUGUAGCUUAAAAUUUAACUAAAAAUACUUUAGGUAGGCUGUGUUACUGUAGGAGUACUGUAGAAAAUUAUAGCAAUUUUUAAAGCCUCUAGAAGUACGGUAGUUUAAAAGUUCCCAAAAAAUUUUGUAUGUAGGAUUACUGUAGCUCGAAAAUUACCAAAGAAUACUGUAGGUAGGCUGGGUUACUGUAGGAGUACUGUAGCUCAAAAUUAAGCUCCGGAGCUCAUUUUUCACCUGAAAAUUCCAGAUUUUCAGCCAAAAAUCCCAAAUUUCUUCCAGCUAAUAUCCUGUAUCGAUAACAUAAUGAUGAAUGUUCUAACCAAUGCCAAACGAGAAUCCGAUGCUCUCAGAAUCCAGCAAAACAAGCAAAUUGCCGAGUUAUCCGAUCUCAAAAAGGAUAUCGAAAAAUUACGGUAGGAUUUUUGGAUUUUUCAGCAAAUUUUGGGCCUAAAUUCGAAAUUUUCUAAUUAAUUAGCACUAAUUAGUCUCAAAAAACUUUUUUUUUUCAAAUUUUUCGCAAAAAAAAGUUUCUUUUGAUUAAUUAGGAUCUAUUCAAUUGAUUAAUUGGCGCGCUUUGAAGUUUCCAAAUUUUUUUUUGAAUUAGUCUAACUUAUUUUCUAAAAUGUGGUGUUGUGCUCCAAAAAUUCGAGAAGAGCCCUCGAAAAAUGUAUCGAUUAUCAGGAUUAAUUAUAAUCCCAAUUUUACUAUGUAGGUUUUGAAGGAGGCCUGAAAUGGGCCUGAAAAUGGGCCUGAACGGGCCUAGGCCUUUUUCAGGCCCUUAAGGCCUUUUUAGGCCCCAAAAAAUCCCCAAUUUUUUCCAGGCGAUCUGAAAAUGUAUCGUUGAGCGAGAGUGAUGAUCGUGUCAAAGAAUUGAGCCAAGAAAAUAUCAAUCAAAAAGAGCAGGUGAGCCAUUUUCAGCCAGAAAUCUUGAUUUUCAGCAUUUCUAGGCUGAAAAUUUGAGAUUUUCAGCAUUUUUCACCCCCAAAACCCACAAUUUUCAGAUAUUUUUGCUGCAAGAAAAAGUUCGUGAACUUGGCGUUGAAAUCGCGGCGAAAUGCAACGAAAUUUCGUUGGCCAAAAAUUGUAUUGAGGAGUUGAAUCGGAAUUCGGUGAGGAUUACUGUAGGCGGGGGUACUGUAGCUCGAAAAUUUGGAAAAUUUGAUGAAUUUUGAGCCAAAAUUCAGGUUUUUUGAUGAAUUUUGAGCUAAAAUUCGAAAAAUUUGAUGAAAAAUGAGUACUGUAGGGGGUACUGUAGCUAGAAUUUUUAUUAAAGGUACUGUAGGAGUACUGUAGGUCAACUGGGAUACUGUAGAAAAUUUUCCAGAGUUUUCAGAAGUCUCUAGGAGUACUGUAGAAAAGUUCCAAAAAUUUGGUGAAUCCAAAAAUUGUAUGGGUUUCUUGAGGAUUACUGUAGGUUUACUGUAGAUAAAAAAUUAAUUAGAAGUACUGUAGAUCAACUGGGUUACUGUAGGAAAAAUUCCAGAAUUUUCAGAAGCCUCUAGAAUUACUGUACUUUAAAAGUUAAAAUUCCAAAAAAUUUUGUAGGUCAAAAAAAUUGUGCCUCGGGUACUGUAGCUCAUAAUUUUCUGGAUACUGUAGGCCUUAGAAGAAGUACUGUAGCUCUAAAUGAUUAUUAUAUGAGCAAUUUUUUUGAUUUUUAGGUUACUGUAGCUCAAAAAUUUUCAAAUUUUGGGUUAUUUUUCAUCAGAAAUUUUCAAAUUUUCCGAAUUUUUCAUGAAAAAAUCGAUUUUCCUCAAAUUUUCCAUCGUAAUAUUCAUUUUUAGUGUAAAAAUCCCAGGAAAAGAAGAUAGAACAAGUUUUAUUAUGUUCAAACACUCAAAAAAAUGUGUAAAAAUGAUGAAUGAGCCUCAAUUUUGAGCUGAAAUUCGGGAUUUUUGACCUGACAUUGAUCUGAAAAUCUGGAUUUUCAGGUUUUUUUUGGUCCAGAAGGCUUGAUUUUGGCCUAAUGAAUAAAUUAUACAAUUUUUUCUCUAAAUCUCUCACAAAUUUUGAUCUCUCGACACAUUUUGAACAUUUUUUGAUUGAUUGAUUGCCAGAUGUCAGAAAAUUUGAGCCAUGAACACAUUUUUCGCCGAAAAUUUUUGAAUUUUACGAAUUUUCGACAGAAAAUUUGAAUUUUGGGUUAUUUUUGAUAGAAACAUUUGAAUUUCAAGUCAUUUUUUAUCAAAAAAUUGAAUUUUGGGUAAUUUUUAAUUAAAAAAUUGAAUUUUAGGUUAUUUUUUGUCAAAAAUUUGAAUUUUUUGUUAUUUUUUAUCGAAUAUUUGAAUUUUAGGUUAUUUUUCAGUGAAAAUUUGAAUUUCGCGUAUUUUUUAAUGAAAAAUUUGAAUUUUGGGUAAUUUUUGAGUGAAAAUUUGAAUUUCAGGUCAUUUUUCAUCGAAAAUUUGAAUUUCAGGUUAUUUUUGAUGAAAAAUUUGAAUUUCAGCUCAUUUUUCAGUAAAAAUUUGAAUUUUAGGUGAUUUUUUAUCAAAAAUUUGAAUUUCAGCUCGUUUUUCAUCAAAAAUUUGAAUUUUGGGUUAUUUUUGAUAGAAAAAUUGAAUUUUAGGUUAUUUUUGAUUAAAAAAUGAAUUUCGUGUCAUUUUUCAUUAAAAAUUUGAAUUUUAGGUUAUUUUUAAUGAAAAAUUUGAAUUUUAGGUUAUUUUUCAGUAAAAAUUUGAAUUUCAUGUCGAAAAAAAAAUAAUUUUUAAAAUUUUCAGACUUCCGCCAGUGCAAAUAACACCGAACUCGCUCGCCUUCAAGUUUCGUUGAGAAACGCCGAAUUACAGGUUGGUUUUUGGCGCCAAAAAAUUUGAAUCCAAAUUUUUCCCGCCACAUUUUCUCUCUGCGUCUCUCACUAUUUUUUUUAAUUGUUUUUUUUGCAGGAAGAACUUCGAAAACAGGAGAAUUCGGAGCUCAGAAAACAGCUGGAAGCCGCAGAAAAAGCUGGCAAUAAAAUCAGACACGAAUUGGUGAGUUUUUGGGCUCAUUUUUGAGCUCUCGAGCUUCUGGAGCUCAAAAUUUGGCUCCAGGGCUCAUUUUCGACCUUAAAUUCAGCUCCGGGGCUCAUUUUUGAGCUCUGGAGCUUCUGAAGCUCAAAAUUUGGCUCCAGAGCUCAUUUUCGACCUAAAAUUCCGAAUUUCGGCUCAUUUUCAUCCGAUUUUUCAGGACGAACUCGAAUCAAUGCACAAAACGUUGCUCGGCGAUCAUUCCCGUCUUCAACAUCUUCACAACUCGCUGACCAAAGAUUAUGAGCAGACUAGAAAUGAAUCGGUGGAAAUGAGGAAUAAAUUGAGAACGGUUGGUGUUUUUUGGGUCUAGAUAAGCCCGGGCUUUUAGGGCCUGAAAUUUGGGAUUUUUUUGAGUCUAGAUAAGCCUGGAUUUCGGGCUUGAAAUUCCAGAUUUUUUGAGCCUAGAUAAGCCUGGAUUCUUCGGGCUUUUGAGGCCUGAAAUUUGGGAUUUUUUGAGCCUAGAUAAGCCUGGAUUCACCGGGCUUUUGAGGCCUGAAUUUCCAUAUUUUUUGAGUCUAGAUAAGCCUAGAUUCCUGGGGCUUUUUGGGCUUCCAGCCCGUCCCAAAACCUCAUAAAAAUUCCUCAAAUCAUAUAACUUCUUUUUCUUCUUCUUCACAUUAUGUUAUGCUAUAAUAACAUGAGAAGAAAAAAGAAAAACACCUCAAUAAAAUUUUUACACAAAACUGCAUUUUUAUUAUUAUUCUCAUUUUUAUUACUACUACUUUUCCCCGGCUUCCGAAACGCUUUAUUUUCCGGAUUUUUGUGGAUUUUUUGGCUGAAUUUGGGCCUAAAAGCCUGGAGUUUCAGGCUUGAAAGCCCGGAUUUCUAGGCUUAAUUUGGGCCUAAAAGCCUGGGUUUUCAGACCAGAUUUAUUCUUAAAAAAGCCUGAAUUUUCAGACCAAGUUUAGACUCAAAAAAGCCUGAAGUUUUGGGCUUUAAAGCCCGGAUUUUUAGGUUUUAUUUGGACCUUUCAAAGUCUAGACUUAAGAUUUAAGAAGCCUGAAUCUUUGGGCUGAAUUUAGGCCUAAGAAAGCCUUAAUUUAAGGUCUGAAAAUCCUGGAGUUUUAGUCUAAAUUGAGGCCUCAAAAAAGCCCGAAGUUUCAGGCUUCAAACUGGGAUUUUCAGGCUUCGUUUAAGCUAUGGAAAAGCCUAAAUUUAAGCUUUAAAAAGCCUGGAUUUUAAGGCUUGAGAAUUCUGGAUUUUUAGGCUUUAGGUGGGCCCUGAAAAAGCCUGAAUUUUUAGGCUGAAUUUAGGCCUUAAAAAGCCUUGAUUUUUAGCUUCAUUUGGGCCUAAGAAAACCUGAAUUUAAGGUCUGAAAAUCCUGAGUUAGGCUUUGAAGCCUGAAUUUUUAGGUUUAUUUGAGGCCUUGAAAAGCCUGGAUUUAAGGUCCGAAAAGCCCGGGAUUUUCAGACCAAAUUUAGGCUUAAACACCGAAGAUUUUCAGGCUUCAUUUAGGUCUCAAAAAGCCUGGAAAUCCCGAAGUUUUAGGCUCAAAAGCCCGGAUUUUCAGGCUGAAUUUGGGCUUAUCUAGGCUCAAAAAAUCCAGAUUUUUAGGAUGAAUCUAAGCCUCAAAAGCCCGGGAAAUGUAGGCUUAUCUAGGCUUCAAAUAUCCCAAAUUUCAGGCUUAUCUGGAGCCCUCAAAAGCCUAGAUUCUCAGGCUCUGAAUCCAGGCUUAUCCUGGCCUCAAAAGGCCCCCAAAUAACCCAAAAUCUUUUCCAGCACACCCCAAUGGUUCACGCAAAUCUUCGCGACUUGGAAGAACUCCGCUUCCAAUUGGCUCACGAAAAAUCAGCCAAAGAAAAACAGCUUCGAGCCUACGCCGAUCUUCAAAAUGAGCACGGACAAACCCGUCGACAACUCGAUAAUUUGCGAGCUGAAAAUGAGCAUCUGAUUCGAAAUCGCGAAGCUCUGACUUCAGAAUUGCGAAGAUCCAGAGCUCAGGAUAAUGCUCUUGAAUGGUCGAAUUUGGCGGAUGAUUUGAAUAAGCAAAUUCAGUCGAAAGAUUUGGAAAUUGCUAAAUUACAUCAUAAAAUCGAGGCGCUUCAACAAUUAAAUGCAACUUAUAAUGAGGAAAACAAGAAUUUGUCGAGGCAAUUGGAAAUUCUGCUAACUCAAAAUAAGGAGCUCUUGAAUCGCGCACUUUAUGAUAAGGAUCAAUAUCAUUUGGAGAUGAAGGAUUUUCAGGUGAGCCCACGAAAUUUGGAGCAUUUUGAUAUCUUAUAAGCCUAGAUACACUAAAAUUUACCUUAGGGACCUUAAGGAGUAUUGUAGCCUUUUAGCCCAGGAACUUUGGAGCAUUUUGAUACCUCAUAAGCCUUAGAGACCUUAAGGUUAGGUUUAAGAAGCUUAGGAGCCUUAAGAUUAGAGUUGAGAGGCUUAGGAGCCUUAAAGUCAGGGUGAGGUACCUUAAAGGUCUUAAGGAGUACUGUAUCUUUCGAGCUCAAGAAAUUUGGAGCAUUUUGAUAUCUUAUAAGCCUUAGGGGUCUUAAGGUUAGGGUUAAGAGGCUUAGGGGUCUUAAGGUUAAUGGUAGAAACCUUAAGGACCUUAAGCAGUACUGUAGAUUUCAAGAUCAACACAUUUUGAGCAUUAUUGGCCUUAUGAGCCUUAAGGUUAGGGUUAAGAGGCUUGAAGAGCUCAAGGUCAAAUUUCAGAGCCUUAGGUACCUUAAAGUUAGGGUGAGGAACCUGGAAGGUCUUAAGAAGUACUGUAGAAUUCUAGCUCAAGCAUUUUGGAGCAUUUUGAUACCUUUCAAGCUUUGGGAGCCUUAAGGUUGAGUUCAGGAACCUUAGAGGUCUUAAGGUUAAGGGUAAGAGCCUUAAGGACCUUAAGAAGCACUGUAGACUUGUAGCCCAGAAAAUUUGGAGCAGUUUGAUAUCUCAUAAGCCUAGGCACAAUGAAAUUCACCUUAGAGACCUUAACUACCUUAAAAUAACCCUAAUUCACUUUAGGAACAACUCAGUUCUCUACGCCGCCACAAGGAAAAACUCGAAGAUAAAAUCAUGGAUCAAUAUCGGAGCAUGGAGAGUAAAAAAUCGUCGACCGAUCGAAAACAGCCGCUGGUUAAGAGAGCUGCUAAGGCCCUAAUUAGGGUGAGUUAAGGGUUUUCGCUUAAAAUGAGCAAUCUCAUGAUUUUCAGCAUGAAAAAUUGAUCUAAAAAUGGGAAAUUUUCAAAAAAGUUCCCAUGGGGAUUCGAUCCGGGACCUUCUGAUCGAUAAUUUUUCAGCGUCGCGCCAGCUCCAACACCGGCUCAACCACUGAAGAUUCGAGUGCUUAUUCAGCCGAUGAAUCCACCCAACACCAAAAUCAAAACGGUAAAAUCCACGUCAGCACCGUCCGUCCGCGUCCGGAAAUUUCCGCACCCAUCGCACUCGCCGCCAUUCCGGAAACGUGUCCGCUUCACGGCAAACUGCGCGACAUAACUCCGCAAUUUGCCGCCGAGCAGCGCGUCAAAUUCGCAUCAAUGCGCGUCGCGUCUUCCGCGACGCGACGCGCCACGAUUUUCCGCGAUGAUUCCGCAACGCGUGGCGCCUACAGUAAUCCCAAUGUCCGGAAGAUGAUUGAUAUGCAUGUGACGUCAUCGUCGGAUUGAUUUGGGGUUACUUUAGGUGCCACGUGGCAGGGUACUGUAGAGUUUUGGAUUUCACUGCGUACGUUUGAUACUCAGCUUAGGAUUUGGCUGCGUACCCGGGUGGCAUUAGAUACUCAGGCUGACUAGAAUUACUGUAGAUGAGCAAUGACUUCUUAGAUUUAGCUUCGUACGUUUGAUACUCAGCCUUGAUUUGGCUGCGUACCUAGAAAUUUUGAACGUUUGAUACUCAGUUAAGGAAUGUACGCAGCCAAUUCAAAAUUAUAUAAUUUAGCUGCGUACCUAGAAAUGUUUAACAUUAGAUACUCAGUUAAUGAAUGUACGCAGCCAAUUCAAAAUUCUCUAAUUUAGCUGCUUACCUGAAAUUUGUACGUUUGAUACUCAGUCAAGUACGCAGCCAAUUUUCAAAAUCCUAUAAAUUAGCUGCGUAUCUGUAAUUCUUACAUUAGAUACUCAGUCAAGUACGCAGCCAAUUCAAAAUCCUAUAAUUUAGCUGCGUACCUAUAAUUUCUAACAUUAGAUACUCAGUCAAGGUGAAAGUACGCAGCCAAUUCAAAUAACAUUAGAUACUCAGUUAAGGUUUUCAAUUAGCUGCGUAUCUGAAUUUUGAACGUUUGAUACUCAGUAUACCCCUCCAGCCGCUCGCUUAGCCGCUCAAACCGAGGCGCUCGCUCGAGCUUCUGAGCGCCUAAGCCGCUCGAGCCAACGAGCGGCUUGAAUGGCUUGAGCCGCUGAGCGGCUAGAGCCAUUUGAGCCGCUCGCUCGCUAAGCCGCUCGAGCAUGGAGCCGCUCGAGCGCCUCAGCGGCUUAGGCGCUCGAGCCACCAAGCCGCUCAAGCCGCUGAGGCGCUCGAGCGAGCGAGCCGCUCGAGCGGCUCGAGCGGCUCGCUCCAUUUUCAAAAAAAUUUUUUUCUAUACGAAAAUUGUGAAACAGUGGUUUUUUUCAUAAUUUUUGGGUACUUCGAAAAUGAAAUAUUUGUAUUGGGACAUGGUCCUUGGGUCAUGAAAAAUUUUUUUUAUUUGAAAAAAGUGGGCGGGGCUUAUUUUUCAGUUUAAAGCUGAAAACACUAAAAAAUCAAAAAAUUCAAAAUUUACUAAAAACUUUCUGGUUUUUUUUCAGAUGACUUCUAGUUUAUUUUUGAAUGUUUUUGACGAUAAAAAACACACAAAAUUCUCAGAUAACUGACGAUUUUCAGCUAUUUUUUAUCGAAAAUCUGCAAUUAUGUGUUUAUUUUUUUGAUAUUUCAAGCCGGAAAAAAGCUGAAAAUUGUCAGCUAUUUGAAAAUUUGAAGUGUUUUUCAUCAUCAAAAGCAUUAAAAAAUCAUCUAGAAAAAACCAGAAAGUUUUUGGUAAAUUUUGAAUUUUUUAGUGUUUUCAGCUUUAAACUGAAAAAUAAGCCCCGCCCACUUUUUUUUCAAAUUAAAAAAAUUUUUCAUGACCCAAGGACCAUGUCCCAAUACAAAUAUUUCAUUUUCGAAGUACCCAAAAAUUAUGAAAAAAACCACUGUUUCACAAUUUUCGUAUAGAAAAAAAUUUUUUUUUGAAAAUGGAGCGAGCCGCUCGAGCCGCUCGAGCGGCUCGCUCGCUCGAGCGCCUCAGCGGCUUGAGCGGCUUGGUGGCUCGAGCGCCUAAGCCGCUGAGGCGCUCGAGCGGCUCCAUGCUCGAGCGGCUUAGCGAGCGAGCGGCUCAAAUGGCUCUAGCCGCUCAGCGGCUCAAGCCAUUCAAGCCGCUCGUUGGCUCGAGCGGCUUAGGCGCUCGAGCGAGCGGCUCGCUCAGCUCGUGAGCCGCUUCAAGCCGCUCAAUGACGAGCGGCUGGAGGGGUAUAAUACUCAGUGAAGUUGAAAGUACGCAGCCAAUUCAAAUAACAUGAAUAACAUUAGAUACUCAGUCAAGUACGCAGUCAAUUCUCUACAGUACCCUUUUUCUCGCACUUGUCCUUGUCCAAUUUUUGUCUGUAAAUAUUUGUGUCCAAAAAAAAUUGCUUAUAGAUUUUUAUCGAUUUUUCUUCUGCAUGACCGGUUAUUUUUUGAAUUUUUAAAUUUUUUUUUGAAUUUUUGAAUUUUCGCGGGUUUUUUUUCUAUGUGCUUUUUUGUCCGUCCUUAAUAAAUGUUGCAUGUUUUGAAAAAAAAGCUGAAAAUUUGUCUGAAAAUCUGAAAAAAAAAUUUAGAUGAUCUGGUGCCGACUUGUUCCUCAUCGGAUGAUCAUGAUCGAGGCCAUUCGCCGGCGAAAAAUUGGGCCGAGGGGCCCGGAAAUUGGGCCGGGGCCGGGCCCGAAGAGCCCAGAUUUUUGCGGCAACGUGGAGAUUUGAUGGGUGGAUCGGUUAGGCUGAGCAAUGGAAUUGGAGGAACUGCAAGACGGCCCGUUUUGCACGCGUCACAGACUUAUGAGCAGAUUUUGAUGAGAGGUAGGCUUUGGAGGCCCGGUCUAGAAUUACAGGCCUUGAACAAUGGAGCAUUUUGAGACCGAACAUGACUAGGGUUACUGUAGGUCUUGCCACGUGGAAUUUUUUGAUCUACCUACAGUAACCACAAAAAAAAUGAUUUGCCACGUGGCAUUUUUUUCUGAAUUUCAAAUUUUCGCGCCAAAACGUUUUUCUACAGUACUCCCAAUAGAAAUUUUGACACGUGGCAUCUACAGUAAUCUGAUAUUUUUGGAGAUUUGAAAAAUUCUGGCCCCAAAAGAGUACUGUAGAUAUUUUGCCACGUGGAUUCUUUUCUGAAAAUUUGAAUUUUUUUCUGAAAAUUUUUUGAGCUCUACAGUAAUCCUUAGAAAAAUCAAUGCCACGUGGAAUUUCGAAUUCUGGAAAUCUACAGUAAUCCAAACACAAAAAGUACUGUAGAUCAAAAAUUCAAAAUCCACGUGGCAAACUCUUUGAUCUACAGUAACCCUAGUAAAAUUUUCGCGCCAAAAAAACAAAAUUCAAAUUUUUUUCCAGAUUCCCCCGCCACAAUCUCUCCGCUCACCAAUCUUCCGCCACGCGCACCAAUCCGCAACGCAUCCGCCACGUCAUCACUCCGCGCACGUCCGCCACCGUACACCAAACCGAAGGGGGUUUCCGCGCCGCUUCCGCCUCCCGAAUCCCCGCCGCUCUUCCAACCGCGUUCCGCGUCGACGCCCAAGAAAUCCGAGAUGGAAUCUGGAGAAAUAGUGGGCGAGGGUGAGAGACGUAGAGUGGUCAGAGAAAAAGAGGAGCGAUUCGACAAGGCGUUGAGCUACUAUGAGAAUGUGGCAAAUCCGGAUUUGGCACCGGCCCAAAAAAAUUGUGAAGUUCUCCAGGAGGACGAGGAACUUAGCCAGAAUGACACGAAAAAUGAAUCGACAGUUUGGUAUGAGUAUGGAUGUGUUUAG